GAUAGUGGAAAAUCCAGAGAACGUUCCUCGGAGAGAAACGGUUGUGGCAUUGUGGCAAUGUCCCUCUCUAGUCUAGGCGUGGGGCAUUGUGCUAUUUUCCAGGAGUCCAGGAUUGUUCGGUAAGGACGUAGUCGGCGUCGUGUGCAUGGAAAGCCGGCGUUCUUCCGCGUUUCCUGCAGAAGCAGACUGGAGGCAGCAGUAACAUUUUACAGAAAAGCAAGCAACGACUUUCUAGCAUGUCGUCGCAUACGUCGAAACCCCUGCCACCGCCGCCUAGCUCCAGCCAGGCGGCGCCUCGCAACGUCCUCAACCGCUCGGAGCUGACCUCGGCUCUGGCCGAGCGACGCAUGCUGGUGUCCAGCGACGAGAACAGCCACCAGGACCGGCUGCCAGUUUCCCCGCAGGCGAGGGCGCAGGUGUCGUCGCGACGCUCCUCGCCAAAGGAGCAACGGUACUCCGUCCAAGUGACCAAUAGUCCUUCUCUCCCGAAUCGAUCUAAGCGCUUCUCUGCUCUGGACCUGCCAGUCAGGCCGGCACCAACGGUCGGGCGAGGGAAGAAGCCUGGUCCACCGCCCCCGACAAAGCCUAAACUAACGUCACCUCCGCCAAACCCCAAGCCGAGUGCGUCGCCGGCACCAAAGCCAAAGCCUGGCCGGCUUCCGGAGCAGAGAGCCAAGCUGCCCACUUCACCACUGCAGAAUGACCGCAAGCCGACAAAGUCCGAAUCUCCGACACACUCCGAAGGGCCCCCAAAGCCGAUCCCCAAGCCGCCACUCAAGCCCAGGCGCAGCCAAGGCGACAUGCCUGUACAGCAGCAGCAGCAGCAGACCACCUGGCUGCCAACACCACCCACACGUUCGCCGCCGCCUCAGCUGGAAACACAGCCAUCGGAGGAGCUGUAUGAAGCAUACGCCGGCGGCACUAUGGAAGAUUUCUACGAGGCCCCAAUGGAUGAUGGUUUGAUUACCAAUAGAAUGUCCAGCGUAGAUAGUCCCAAUUCCGCUGGCUUGUAUCGACCGAUGGAUUUCUCAUCAGCCGAGGCCAUAUCCUUCGGCGGCAGAAAUUUUGACGAGCCGUCGCUCUUCGAUUCCGCGCCUUCGGGAACCGUUAGUCCGCCCGUCGUUUGCGCCAGAUCGGAGCGCGGACCGGGACACCCGCGCAGCAGGACCGAGAGGCCCCCUAGUCCUCCGCGCAAGCCCUUGCCAAAUUCGUCAGUCUCGACCUCGGCGCUAGGCGAGCGCGAUUCGCAGGUCACCGUACGUCCCAGACCUGCCGUCAAACCCAAAGCCAUGAAGACCAUACAGGCCGAGAACAGAUCCUCGUUCGGCAGCUUCAGCGAACCCAACUCGCCGAAUACGAAGCGCACCAGCAAAUGCCCCAGUUCUAGCAAGCUAGGCAGUAAGGGAGCUGCCCAGCAUGGCUCUGUGGGAUCACUUCAUAAUGCGGCUGGCUCGGCUAACACGGAGAGAACAUCUCGACCGUCCAGCCGGUCCGACAAUCAUCAACAGCAGCAGCACAGUGUCCUGCCCGCACCGCCCACCAAACCUCUUCCAAAGGUUUCUCCGAAACACGACAAGUGCCUGAGUCCGCCAUCGGUGCCCCGUCGGGUUGCGUCUAGCGCCGUGUUUGGCAGUCAUAAGCGUGAAUCUGGUGUGCAGGAGGAUUACCCAGAGCCUCCCGUUAUCCACGCGGUGUCUCCGUUCAAGGAGCUGAAUGAGAAACUGAGCAAAUUUUCCAGGGGCCAAAGUGGGGAGCGCAGUGGCACAGGUACCCCGGACAGUGCGGUGGGUCGCAGCAGUACUUCCCCUGAAUCGAGCAGUGACAUUUACGACGAUGUCAUUAUAGAUGUUCCACAUCGUGAGAGCGACGGACCUGUGCGUGCGCCGGGAUGGGCACGCGAGCAGCCCGGUGACCAAGAAGACGAGGAAGCAGGUGAGCUUACCUACGAAUCAGUACCCGCCGUGCAAACAGCAGUGAGACAAGUCCGACCGGACCACAGGAAGGCGGUGGCCAAGCGUGUAGUGGAUCGUCUCGGACCUCGGAUAAGCAUGUUCGGCGCGGGGGCCGCCGGUGCUUCUGCGUAUCAAGCGCCGGACCAAUCUUCUGUGUCUGAUGAGACUUACACGCAUCUACAGGACACCUGGACUGAUCCAGCAGGGUCAGUUACUGGCUCUUUCUAUGAGAUGGACGACUUCGAGUUUGACGAGGAAACCCAGUCUGUGUACGAGGCCCCUCAAGAUGACGAUGGGUACUUUGCUUCGAAAGGUAGAGAUUCCGGCCAGGCACCGCAUGUGAUUGACAAGUGCAGGAUGGCCACAAUGAAAGCCAGUAGAGGUUACAUACUGAAGGCUGCUAAAGGCUUGGAUCCUCCUGGUGAGCCACCGGCAGAGCUGGCAUCAGCACAUGCAGCGUCUGCUCUCCGACCAGAGGAUCUCUACAGUGAAAAUGGACGUGAGCUGUAUCCUUUGUUCAUGAAAACCGGCCUGAACGCUGUGCGCUUUGGCAAGUUCCCCAGCUUCAUUCAGGGUCGUCAGCGACGCCCUCACUUAGGGCGCACCGACAGCAAAAUGUCCGUCAGCUCGCAAGACAAAGGCAGUGACCUCCAAUACCAGUAUAUACAACUGAUAAUUUUGCACGAGGAAGUCUACAACAACACGCUGCGUACCAUGGUGGAGAGAUUUGUGCGUGCACGGGACUUCAGCCCGGACCUGCCCGAAGAGCUACGCGUGAUCGACAAACCUGCCGUCAAAGCUCUCUUCAGCAACAUUGAAGCGCUCUUCGAUGCCAGCACACGACUGCUCUCUGGCCUGAAGAGUCGCCAGGCAGAGCAAGGAGGAGAUAUGGAGUCUGUGUCUGACUUGUUUCAGUACAUGCUGUGUGAAUGCAUGAACAAACUGUACAUGACCUACUGCACUAACCACGUGUAUCAGCUGCGGAAGCUCGAGGAGCUAUGCAAGGACAACUCGCAUUUCAGCCGAUCAUUGGCCAUUGUGGAGAAUGACAGGUCCCUGUCGGGAAACAAGCUAGCCUCAUUCCUGUCCGUCCCGAUCUCCUACAUCAUCUACUUGCCAAAGUACUUGCAGGUGCUGACUGAAAACCUACCUCCCCAGGCGACCACUGUGGAGUUCAAAACUGCCGACUCCGCUAAGAAGGUCGCUAGGUGGUGUGAUGAAGCAGCGCAGACUGUGAACCGCACUGAACAGCUGGUACGGACUGAACAUCAACUGGACUUUGCCAAGGUCAAGCAUAUUGCCCUGGUGUCGCAGGCCAGACGGCUAAUCCGGUCUGCUCCCGUCCGACACUAUGAUGUGUCCAAUCCGGCUGCACCUCAUCGUCAGGACGCUCACCUUCUUGUGUUCAACGACCUGAUCAUGCUUGCCAAGCCCAAGGGGAUCAUGAGUACUCUGAAAAAUCUCGGAAGCAGCAAGAGCCAGCUCAAAGUCCAAAGUUGGUGCGAGAGGCGGCAAGUUCACGUGGAGACCGACGAGAAAGAGAUGCUUGACUUUCCGGUCGCUGACCAGGAGAAAACGCUGAAGGGCGGCCUAUCCAGGCUUCGCAGCAAUGUGCGUAAGGAAGCAGCCCUGGACACAGAGUUGGCGUUCAAGUUGAUGUUGGAUGCCGACGGUGAACGAAAGGAGUACAUCCUGGAAGCCUUCAGCUUCACCGAUCGCGAGAGAUGGCUGACGGCAAUAGACAACGAGGCGUCGAAGGCGGGCCAUGCAGUGGAGUCCAUCUACGAGGACGCUGAGCUCACUCACUAUGAGGUGACGACGGAGCACAUUGCCAGCGAGACGGAUGAGCUCACUCUCACCCUGGGAAAUACGGUACUGGCACGGCGAAAAGCGCAAGACGGUUGGUGUUUUGGCGAGGACUUGCUCACCGGCCGAGUGGGCUGGUUUCAGCUGAUCUUCUGCAUCGCCGUGUGAUCAUGCUGAUGUGCUGAUGAUGUCAUCAUGUUUUCAACGCAUGCACAUGUAGUAGCCUUGUGUGAUUCUGAUGACAUCAUCGCACUUGGAUCUACUGUGAGAGGCCUGUGUGAUACUUGUGACGUCAUUCUGUUUUCUUCAAAGUACAUGGGCUCUACUGCAGCAUUCAUGUUGUGUUUUUUCUUCAUAGCAUCAUCAUAUUUAUUAUAUUUAAAAAACUAAAACAGGAUAAAUCCAGUUGAUAUUUGGGUUUUCUGUGCACAUUUCUUCCGAAUUUGGGAUACGCUUGCGACGUAACAAUCUGGUCCUAUUUUUUCUUAUACUUUUCAUCUUUCUUUUGAAUGAGGCUUCGAGAAUUUGUUUUAGGCCACACCCGAAAUACAUAUCAGUGCCCGGUCGAUGAGAGCCUAUUACAAUACCAGUGUUUCCAGAAUACAUUUCUGAAAUUUGUCUUACACCAUUGCACUGCGCAGGUUUUUUAUGCUCGCAAUGUACAGUGAAGUUG
This is a messenger RNA of Sycon ciliatum, 4431 nucleotides long. Its product is annotated as protein piccolo-like. The coding region runs from base 237 to 3926 and encodes 1229 amino acids. The transcript has 15 exons. Gene Ontology annotation, biological process: activation of GTPase activity. Gene Ontology annotation, molecular function: guanyl-nucleotide exchange factor activity; protein binding. The record is from RefSeq and is a predicted model, not a curated record. NCBI's taxonomy places the organism in Eukaryota, Metazoa, Porifera, Calcarea, Leucosolenida, Sycettidae.